GCUGUGAUCUAUUGCUCCUCCCUGCCAGGCGCUGCAUUGCUCUGCGCUCGACUGCCCCUGCCUUGGUGUUUACUGCGUGAAGGGAAGAACAAAUCAUGAGAUAAUAAACUGUGUGUUAAAAACGAAUCAGAAAUCUGGGGCACAGACGCGCCUCACCAUAUAUACAACAUGACCAACGUGUAUUCAUUCGACGGCAUCCUCAUCUUUGGCUUGCUGUUUGUUUGCACGUGUGCUUACUUGAAGAAAGUUCCGAAGCUAAAGAACUGGCUCCUGUCAGAAAAGAAAGGCAUCUGGGGGGUGUUUUACAAAGCUGCAGUGAUCGGAACGAGACUUCACGUUGUGGUCGCAUUGUCCUGCGUGGUGAUGGGCUUCUACGUCUUGUUUAUAAAAUGACCUUAAUGUUGGAUUCGGGGACGCAGAAUGGACAAUAGACUCUGUGUGACAAGACGUGUGUGUGCAAGGCUGGACGUUUCAGUGCUUCUCGGUGGUUAGACGAGCCAGAUGACGGGGGGUCACCUUUGGACAAGGAAGAAUUCACUGCAGGCGAACGAUAAAAUACUCGCUACUUUCACUUUUAAUGUACUAUUUUUUUGGGGGGGGACUGAUUUAUGUAUUUUCUUCUCUUCCAUUGUUAAAGUAAUGCAUACUGGAAUUUAUUACAGUUACACAUUUUUAAAGUUCCGGUGUUGUCAGGUGCUGCUCUUCAGUUCCAGUUGCCUCCCAUAUAUGUAAAGUAGACCAGCUAGUCUCUGUUUCUUUUAUGUGCGUACCUUCUCAUGCACAGCAGUGUAUUUGCAGAAUCAGCACAGGAUAUGCGCGUCCUGAUCAGCUGUUCACAUAGUGGUGCUGGCUCCUGCUGUGAUAGGUGUAGCAGCCAGCUGGAACUGAAGAGCAGCUACUGAACUCGGACGAAAGCACCUUCACACAGGCUUAGGACAAAAUAAACAAUAAAUAUUGGAGUGAUUGCAAUAAGGAAAAAAAAAAGGUAAUGGGACAUUAUAAAAAAAAAAAUCUGUCAUUUGAAGUUACUGCAAAGCGCACCCAGAUUAUGUUUGGUUAUAUUUGACAAAUCCGUACAUUACAUCAUCAGUUUCAGAGGAUUUCAGAACGCCGUUUCCUGGGUAACUGUUGGGUUCUAAUGUAAGUGCAGCGGGUACGAGAGACCGGCUUACUUACCGUCUGGCACACAUGAUGUUUAAAAGAGGUGCCCACAGGGUUUCGAUUUGCCAAGGCUGUACAGCUAAAUCGAUCUUAAAUAAAUAAAUAAAUGGUUAAUGUCUGCUGGUAAAUGAGAGGAGCAUAAAAGAUGCCGUUAGUUAUUCUCGCAAUUCCAAUGUGUAUUACUGCUGUUCACUUUGUGUUUGUCAUAACUGUCUUUGUUUUAAAAACACUAAUACGUGAAAUACCAGACCAAGCGGGACACUUUCCAAGCUGCUGCACUUACACCACACAGAAAGUACAGCAGGGACGAUGAAGAAAGUCAUUUUAACAGGGGUGCGUUGAGCACCGCGUCUCACACAGAUGUUCUCUGACCUCAAGCAUGUGCUUGAAUAUUAUUAUUUAUCACAUGGAUGUGUGUAGAUUUUAGGGCUUGCUGUUAUCAUGUAGCCGUGUUCAUACAUAUUGAGGGUGUUGUUUUCCGUUUUCUUUAUUAAACCUUUGAAAGAGAA
Acipenser ruthenus (sterlet) is the source of this 1670-nucleotide messenger RNA. RefSeq names its product protein kish-B. The coding region runs from base 169 to 393 and encodes 74 amino acids. Lineage: Eukaryota; Metazoa; Chordata; Actinopteri; Acipenseriformes; Acipenseridae. The transcript is spliced from 3 exons. The record is from RefSeq and is a predicted model, not a curated record.